ACAAAAAAAUAAUGUCAAUUGUAUGUACGAUUUUCUUGUUUCUCUUAAACGCUUCUUCUACGAUUUCGUCUGCGUUUGCCAAACCGCCAAUCGCAAGGCAGCUAUCAACAUCAGAGACAUCAAAUUCAACAGCAUCUUGCUCAGCAACUGGAAAUCCAAUCGACGAUUGCUGGAGAUGCGACGAAAACUGGAAGUCCAACCGCAAAAACCUCGCGGAUUGUGCGGUUGGAUUCGGACGCGACUCAGUCGGCGGUAGAGCCGGAGAGUACUACACCGUAACCGAUUCAGGAGACGAUGAUCCUCUAAACCCAUCUCCAGGUACACUACGGUACGCCGCAACACAAGAUCAACCUCUAUGGAUCAUAUUCGAUCGCGACAUGGUGAUACAACUAAAAGAAGAUAUUCAAGUCUCGUCGUACAAAACCAUAGACGGAAGAGGAAACAACGUGCAAAUAGCUUAUGGUCCGUGCAGGCAUGGAUAUUUUCACAUAGUGAAUAACAUUUAUAGAGAGUGGGAGAUGUAUGCUAUUGGUGGAAGUGCUAAUCCAACCAUCUUUAGUCAAGGAAAUGUUUUCAUAGCUUCGGAUAAUCAGUUCACAAAGGAGGUUACAAAGCGAGAGAGUGUAGAUGGAGGCGAUGAAUGGAAGGAGUGGAAUUGGAAAUCAGAAGGAGAUGAAAUGCUUAACGGAGCUUUCUUUGUACCAUCAGGGAACGAGGAUUCUCCGAGCUAUGCAAAGACGUCGAGUAUGGUGGCUCGACCAGCUUCACUUCUUAAGACCACGCAUCCAUCAGUAGGUGUUCUUAGUUGCCAAAUUGACCAACCUUGUUAGAACACAUACAUCACGUCGUGACUCGUGACCAAAUCUUGUAUUCUCCUCCUUUUUUUGCUCUCUUCUUGUUAUUGUUGUUAUAGCCUUUAGGAUUUGUAUCGAAUGUGAUGAUCAUAGACCCAAACAAAACAAUUGCAUAGUUUCAUUCCAAAAAGUUUCAAUUAAAAGUCAGUGAAAGUUGGGUUGGAUUUGGAAGUAAAGGAGAGAGGAAAAUUCGAAAGCAAUAAUGGUUGGAUUUGGAAGGACAAGAGAUUAAGGACCAAAAGGAGGAAAGUGGAAGAAAAUGAUUUGGAGACGCCUUCGUUGAGUUACUUGGGAUUCACGUCUACUAAUAUAUAUAUUUGUAAUUUUGUUUGGUGAGCACUUCGAUCGUUGUGAUUUUGAUUUUGUUUGGUGAGCACUUCGAUCUAGCUUAGUUUGAUUUUAAAACCCAUUCUUUUUGCUUUCUUUAAACCUUAAAAAACUUGAAAUGGCUAUGCUAAUCACCAUAGAAAUUAGAGAUGCUAUCUUGUCU
Thlaspi arvense is the source of this 1344-nucleotide messenger RNA. NCBI's taxonomy places the organism in Eukaryota, Viridiplantae, Streptophyta, Magnoliopsida, Brassicales, Brassicaceae. The record is from the annotation of a GenBank genome assembly.